Suillus plorans is the source of this 1254-nucleotide messenger RNA. RefSeq lists its product as uncharacterized. The record is from RefSeq and is a predicted model, not a curated record. NCBI's taxonomy places the organism in Eukaryota, Fungi, Basidiomycota, Agaricomycetes, Boletales, Suillaceae. The transcript is spliced from 12 exons. Bases 1 to 1254 code for a protein of 417 amino acids.
AUGGUGUCAGGACAGAGAGACAAUGUGGAGCUCAAUGAACCUACCUCAUUUCUUGAUGUCGACAUCCCUGAACACGCAGACCCGAUGUUCCAGGUCGAUGACAUCAAGUGUGAAUAUCAUCCCAGCAGUGGGAUGGCACCAGAAUUCUGUAACCGGUGCACUUCCUGGGAGGAAAAAUUCACAUUUCAGAACCACAAAGACAUCCGCAACACAUGGGAUGCUGUCUCCAAUCACAUCACUGGGUGCUUCUCAAAGUUAAAUGGCAAGACUUUCAUACAUUUUACAGAUGAACCUUUCACUGCCAACACCUUUUGGAAUGUUCAAUCUCAGCUACCACCGGGUGGCAAGCCCUUAGCUUUCAUUUUGUAUGCUGACAAAACUAGGUUAUCCUCGUUCGGUACUGCAAGAGGAUAUCCCAUUGUUGCACGUCUAGCAAACCUACCUACAGACAUUCAUAAUGGACAGGGUGUGAAGGAAGACAGAGACCACGCCGGCAAGCCAAGCUGGGUCAACUUCAAGAAUGCUGUUUGGCACGAGUCAUUCUUAAAGAUCCUCUCUCCACUAGCAUCAAAGUCUCACACAGGACAAUGGUUCCAGUGCCUUGAUAGCGUUCAAUGGUGGUUCUUUCCUUUCAUCCUAAUAUUAUUGGCUGACUAUGAGGAACAUCUGUCUCGUUCCCCACGACAAACUUUUGGACACAUUGAAUCCCAGGAAGUCUUAAAGGCUGCACAGGCCAAGGAAACUGCUGAGGAGAAGGAGGAGAAACUAAAAGAGUAUGGCCUUCGUCAUAUCACAAUGGUGAUCCAUGCUUCACACACAAUUUUGACAGAGGAUGACUGUCUGCUUGGCUACCUCCUACUCUGUUGUAUCUGCCUUUUUCUCGAACUCAAUGCGUAUGCAGCACUUGAAGUUCAUACAACUGAGACCAUCAGUGCCAGCCGGCAUGCAAUACAAGCUUUCUCGACCUAUCUACAUCAAUACAUAGACAAGAGUGCCGAUGAGAGCGAUAAAAAUUGGAACUUCCCCAAACUGCACAUGAGCUCGCACAUCUUUGAUAACAUUGAAGUGAAAGGUGCAACACGUAACUACAACACAAAGCCGAAUGAGAAGAUGCACGGGUCGCUGAAAGACUUGUACUUACUGCGCACCAAUUUCAGGGAUGUGGCGCCACAGAUACUGCGCAUAAACCACUGGCAAGUGGCAGCUGAGAGCAUUCGCCGCCACAUAUCAGACCUCAAUGAGUAUGAGUCAUGA